UGUGUAAUGAUGUCGGAUCCAAAUAUGGUAAUUUCCUUUUCAUAAGCAUCCAAUUGUGAAAGUAAAAGGGGGGAUUUAACUCUAAAUGCGCAAUCUCAUUGGCUGAUGAACACUUCCGCGGUAGUUCAGAAUGUCGAAAGAAUUGCGUCAAAAACGGUUGUUAUAAGCGAGAAGACCCAGCAGGGGAUUACACACUAAGACAGCAGAUGAUGAAAUACCUUCACAUAGUACGCCGAUGUGUCAACUGUCGUUCAGAAAACAGGAGUGUUCAGACAGCGGAGACCUGACUACGUUGAUAAUGCAUCCUGGAGAUGAUGUCACUCUACCAUGUCAGGUUGCUGAUUCCUCCAUCAGUGCUGUACAGUGGACCAGAGCUGACCUGAAGCCAGAUAUCGUCCUCUUAUACAGAGAUGGACGCUUGGAUCCAACCCAGCAGCAUCCAUCCUUUAAGGACAGGGUGGAGCUGGUGGACACAGAUCUGAAGGACGGAGACAUGUCUUUAAUUCUGAUGAAUGUGAACAUCAACGACACUGGAAUAUACAAGUGUGGAGUUACAACCAGUAAUUCAACACCUACAGAGAGCGACAUCGAACCAAUCAUAGUCCAUCUGUACGUUAGAGAGCCAGCAGGUCCUAAGGAUGGAAACUCCUCUCCUGGAGGCCGAGACCAUGGACUGGCAGCAGGUGUUCUGCUUCUUGUAGCCUUUGUUGCGGUGGCUGGUGUCCUGAUGUAGAAAAGACAUAAAGUCUAAGCUCUUUACACCUGACUGCUUUCUCAUGUGCUGUAUUAUAUACAACAAGAUUCUCAUUACUGCUGUGGGUGUGAAGUCAUGUGCAGAUCUGAUAUUUGGUCAGUUUGCCCUCUAACAGAAAAUGUUUCUUUAGUUGUAAAUAUCAGCAGAUGGAUAUCUUCUAAUCAGGUGUAAAGAGCUCUUCAACAUGUCAUCUGCUUGUGUGUUUUGGUAAUAAUACAUUUUACAGUGUUUCCCACAGAUGUGUUCCCACAGUGUGUGUAUGUGUGUCCCAAGUGACAGAGAGACGGAGAAAAGCAGGGAAAGGAUAUGCAGAAGAAUGUAUUUUAAAUAGCAUUUAAAAAUAAAAAUCCAUAAUAAUAACGAAACUCAAUGUGCGGCAGCCCGUGUUGAUAGUGAGGCGGACCACCACACAUUAGCCUACGUGUGGGAACACUGUUUAUAUGGAGGGGAUUCUAAAUGCUUGUUUUCUGUUCGGCCAUAUAAAGCCUUGUGUUGCUAAGUGUUAUAUUUUCAGCUAAUGAUUUAAUAUCCACUAACUGUUGAUGAUUUAAACUGAGGAGUUGAUGACAUUGUGAGUAUUGUUGUUAUUGUAAUAAUAAAAUCAUCUGGUGCAGCUCAGAAUAUCUCAGAGGGACAUAGAGGACGAGUCUGUCUCUAAAUAAGACCUUAAACUGGAUUAUUAUCUAUGAAGUAUUAUUUAAAUGAUGUUUGCCAAAGGAAAUGUUAUGAAAUGUUAACUAUACCAAAGUGAUGAUCUUUGAAAUCAGUUGAUAAUUAUUUAAUAUGAGUCAAUGGAUGAUAUAAUAAUCAUUAAUGAGACAUGAUGGAAGUUGAUAACUCAGUUUUAACAUUCAGAUACAUUAAUGCGCCUUAAACUGUUUUAUUUUAAUAAAUUCUUUAUAUUUGGAUCCUCAA
Messenger RNA from Perca fluviatilis (European perch), 1669 nucleotides. Its product is annotated as CD276 antigen homolog. The coding region runs from base 236 to 733 and encodes 165 amino acids. The record is from RefSeq and is a predicted model, not a curated record. The transcript has 3 exons. Lineage: Eukaryota; Metazoa; Chordata; Actinopteri; Perciformes; Percidae.